UACGAUCGAAUCCACCGUUCAACCUCCGUCAAGUUCGCCGCAAUAAACGGCGCACGGACGUUCCACAAUAAAAGCAGAGGCUGCGGCGCGUAGCGGUGCGCGGGCGGCGCUUCCUUUCUCCGUGGCUCCUCUGCGCUCUUUGCGCACUUGACGCACCGAGCGUCUUGCGUCGCCGGUGGAGGAGGCGUUGGCGCAUCGCGCUGCCGCCGCCGCCGCUGACACACGGAUCGAGUGUCCUGCGCUGAAAGAGGAGGGGGGGGGGGGCCACGGCACUGACACGGGGCCGCUCGCGCUCAGAGGACGGAGUCUGUGUGCAGCUGUAGGUUCGGCUUUUUUAGCGAUCUCCUCGGCAGCUUCGGAAUGAUCAAGAACGGACAUCAUCACCACCAGACGGGACCCGCGGCCGGGAAAGACGCGGAGACGACCCCGGGCGCCGCAGCCUGCAGUCCCGAGAAGAGGAGGCGGAGGAUCCGGGUGUGGUGCGACGGCUGCUACGACAUGGUCCACUACGGCCACUCCAACCAGCUGCGGCAGGCCAAGGCCAUGGGCGAUUACCUCAUCGUGGGCGUGCACACGGACAGUGAAAUCGCGAGGCACAAAGGGCCGCCGGUGUUCACCCAGGAGGAGAGAUACAAGAUGGUGCGAGCCAUCAAGUGGGUGGACGAGGUGGUGGAGGGAGCGCCGUACGUCACCACGCUGGAGACCCUGGACAAGUACAACUGCGACUUCUGCGUCCACGGAGAUGACAUCACGCUAACGGUGGACGGGAAGGAUACGUACGAAGCCGUGAAGAAGUCGGGCCGGUACAGGGAGUGUAAGAGAACCCAGGGCGUGUCCACCACGGACCUGGUCGGCAGGAUGCUGCUGAUGACCAAAGCGCAUCACAGCAACAUUGAUAGUUCAGACUAUCAGCAGCACACAGACAACUUCGGAAAGGGCCACAGCCCCUGGACGGGCGUGUCUCAGUUCCUGCAGACCUCGCAGAAGAUCAUCCAGUUCGCUUCGGGCCAAGAGCCGCAGCCCGGGGACACUGUGAUCUACGCGGCCGGGGCCUUUGACCUCUUCCACAUCGGCCACGUGGACUUCCUGGAGGCAGUGCACAAGCUCGCAGACAAGCCAUACAUCAUAGUGGGGCUGCACUUUGAUCAGGAGGUGAAUCGUUACAAAGGGAAGAACUACCCGAUCAUGAACGUCCACGAGAGGACGCUCAGCGUGCUGGCUUGUCGAUACGUGUCAGAGGUGGUGAUCGGCGCGCCGUUUGCUGUCACCAAAGAUUUGCUGGACCACUUCAAGGUGGACCUCGUUUGCCAUGGGAAGACAGAAAUAUACCCGGACAAGGACGGCUCUGACCCUUACGCCGAACCGAGGAGGAAAGGAAUCCUUCGUACCGUUGACAGUGGGAACAGCCUCACUACUGAUGCUAUUGUACAGAGGAUAAUCAAAAACAGGCUGCUGUUUGAGGCGAGGAACCAGAAGAAGGAGGCCAAAGAGAUCGCUGUCAUCCAGGCCAUGAAGCGAAAAGAGGAGGAGAAGACUAAGGAGAGAGCUCAGGCGGUGCUGUAGGACCGUGACCCCCCUCCUUCCCCCCCCCCCGUUAACCCGAGCACUGACGAGCUCAAUGAAUCCCGUGUCGCGUGCAGUAAAAUGAACACUUACAUAAGCACCGGGACGCCCUGCACACACAUUCCUGCGCAACUAGCAGCAGCCUGUGUCUCGUCGGAGCAGCGCCGCCUGCCGUGGGCUCGCCAGGUGCGAUGUAUGUGUGCGUUGGGCGUCUGCUGCGUAUUAAUAUGCAUAUGCAACAACAGGUUCGUGCCAGUCUCAUGUGUAAAAAUAUUUAACUACUAGGCUAUGGUACGAACAAUCAAAAUGUUGGACUAAGGAGAAUCUCUUUAACUGUCUGGUGUUAUUAAUUUAACUACCUUCAUGUUUAGAUGAUUAAUAUACAGAUAAUUGUAUGUGAAUAGACAGAGACAGAUUUUAUGAUAUAUCUGUCUGAGAUUGUUGGGCCCAGAGAUUCAUUGGGCGUUAAUUCUAACAAGGAAGCGACGUGAUGUGUCAUUUCUUUGGGACUCUUGCUGCUUUCUGCCCAGCAAUGGGAUGAUCUUUGUACAUACUGUAUGUAUUUUACUUUAUUUUGGUAACAUUCUUUUUCACAGUACUGGCGGAGUCAGGAAGCCACAGGUUCCCACCGUGGACCUCUGACACCCACUGUGACCUCAAUGAUAAACAUCUAGUAGAACUACUAUAUCUUCUUUCUGACACCUCCAACGCAGAGACAUUAAAACAUAGUAAAAGUAGAACUGAGGGCAGAGCUGCUGACUUUUAGGUGUACCUAAUAAAGUGGCCAGGGAGUGUGUACUUGUAUAUUAAACAUAUCUGUUAUUUACUGAUCUUAUAAUUAAUUUACUUUUGCAGUACAUAGCGUUAAUAAAGUUUAAAAGCUCAUCAGAUCAAACAAAAAUCAAUCUUAGAUAAAUGCACAAGUAUUUUAAAGUAGGAAAGGCUCUAAAUCCUUCUGCUUUUAACCUGUUGCUUUGAAGCUUGAUGAUGUUGAAUCUUUGAUAGUGACCUUUUCUGGGGACCUGCUGUUCCCAGAAGCAUCUGUGCUGUUUUUUAAUUGGUGGAGCAAAUUUGUAACUCUGAAAGUACAACUGUUGAGCCUGUUUGGCAUUUCGAGUGCAUUGUUUUUUUUUUAGACCAACACUCCUAAUACGAAGACUUCAGAGGCUUUUUUUUAACCGCUAUGUUUCAUAGUGAAUAUCUACAGAGGUCACUUUUGAGUCCUGAACAAUUUAAGCACUGUAUAUCAAAUGGGAUUAAAUAUAUUUUUUGUAGAUGUAUAUUUUACUCACCUCCUCCAUCUACUACUGUACAGACAUUGUUUAUAAGCAUAAUAAUAAGUCUGUAUGUAAAGUUGUAAUGUAUUAAUCUAUGUUAUUGACAACUUCUGCUUGAAGAUAAUGAGACUGCAGUGUAUUAUUGUUGAUAAUAAUAACAGUUUUAUUCCAUUGA
Molecule: messenger RNA, 3015 nt
Organism: Betta splendens (Siamese fighting fish)
Lineage: Eukaryota; Metazoa; Chordata; Actinopteri; Anabantiformes; Osphronemidae
Product: ethanolamine-phosphate cytidylyltransferase-like
Exons: 13
Coding region: 361-1563 (400 amino acids)
Biological process (GO): phosphatidylethanolamine biosynthetic process
Cellular component (GO): cytoplasm
Molecular function (GO): ethanolamine-phosphate cytidylyltransferase activity
Source: RefSeq, a predicted model, not a curated record